AUGGAUCAAAAGGCAAUAGUGAGGGAGAUUGACUACCUGUUUUUCUUCAGUCUCCUUCUCCUUCUAGCAACUCUCUCUUAUCUUUAUUAUUACAAGCACAAACUGUCUAAAAAUCCACCACUCCCACCAGGUCCAUUUGCAUGGCCUAUUGUUGGAAACAUUUUCCAAAUGGGAAGGGAUCUCCAUUCCAUACUUGCCAACUUAGCUAGAACCCAUGGUCCACUCAUGUCUCUACGGCUUGGCACCCAACUUAACAUCAUUGCAUCAUCACCAGCCGCAGCAAGCGAAAUUCUUAAGACCCAUGACCGAAUAUUGUCAGGCCGCUAUGUUACACAUGCCUCUCCAAUCAUAAACCCAAAACUCAACUUCUCAAUUGGAGGUGCCCCUGAGUGCAACGAUCAUUGGAGGUCCUUAAGGACUAUCUGUAAAGCUGACCUUUUUUCAGCCAAAGUAUUGGAAUCUCAAAAACACAUAAGAGAGAAGAAGGUGAGGGAGUUGGUGAGUUUUCUGGGUUCUAAGGAAGGUAAAGGAAUGGGCAAAGAGUUAAGGAAAUUUAUAGAUGAAAUGGCAGAGUUGAUGAUUACUCCUGAUUUAUCAAAUUUGUAUCCUAUAUUGGGUGCAUUGGAUUUUCAAGGUAUACAAAAGAAACGUGAUAAAUUAAUUGAAAAUUUUAUUGCCAUUUGGGAGGAUAUUAUAAAAAAAAGACAAAAGCAAGAGAGUGCUAUUUUAGUUCAUGGAGAUGUUUUGGAUACUUUGAUUAAAGAUGGGCACACAAAUGAUCAGAUCAAUCAAUUGAUUAUGGAGCUACUUAUGGCUGGUACGGUCUCAACUAGCAUUGUAAUUGAAUGGGCAAUGGCAGAACUGAUGAAAAAUCAAAAUGCCAUGGAUAAACUCCAUGAUGAACUUGAACGUGGAAUUGGUACAGACAUCGUGAAAGAAUCUCAUUUAGCCCAUCUUCCUUACCUAGAAGCUUGUGUCAAAGAGACGCUUAGAUUGCACCCUCCAGGACCACUACUCCUUCCUCACCGUGCCUUGCAAACAUGCCAAGUGAUGGGCUAUACAGUGCCUAAAAACUCUCAAGUUUUGGUUAACGUAUGGGCAAUUGGUCGAGAUCCUAUGAUUUGGAAUGAUCCAUUGAGCUUCAAACCUGAGCGGUUUCUUGACUCAUGCUUGGAUAUUAAGGGAAAUAAUUUUGACUAUAUGCCUUUUGGAGCAGGAAGGAAAAUUUGCCCCGGACAACCUUUGGCUAUUAAGCAAGUUCCAUUUAUUUUGGCAUUACUGCUUCACUCAUUUGAUUGGUUUCUUCCAGGCAAUAUGAAUUCAACUGAGCUAGACAUGAAUGAUCAUUUCUCCCUAACAUUGCGGAAGAAGCAACCCCUACAACUUAUUCCUAAAGGAAGAAAAUAG
This is a messenger RNA of Quercus lobata, 1407 nucleotides long. Its product is annotated as probable (S)-N-methylcoclaurine 3'-hydroxylase isozyme 2. The transcript is spliced from 3 exons. The coding region runs from base 1 to 1407 and encodes 468 amino acids. NCBI's taxonomy places the organism in Eukaryota, Viridiplantae, Streptophyta, Magnoliopsida, Fagales, Fagaceae. The record is from RefSeq and is a predicted model, not a curated record. Gene Ontology annotation, molecular function: heme binding; iron ion binding; monooxygenase activity.